Messenger RNA from Emiliania huxleyi CCMP1516, 447 nucleotides. RefSeq lists its product as hypothetical. The record is from RefSeq and is a predicted model, not a curated record. Lineage: Eukaryota; Haptophyta; Isochrysidales; Noelaerhabdaceae. The transcript has 5 exons. The coding region runs from base 1 to 447 and encodes 148 amino acids.
AUGGCCGAUGCGCGCGUUCCGUUCGCUUGCUCUGGCUCAAGUCUGGGCUCUGUAUUCGGAGGGAGGUUGGCUUCCUACUCCGCCGCCGAUUGGGACCGUCCCGCUCUCCAUCGAGAGGAGUGCCCCGACUACGACGACCCCGGCUACGCCAUUCGCCAAAACGACGACUUUGCGAGAGUCAUCGACGCCUACUCCGCACCAAAGGGCCUCCUCGAGGCGCAGGAGAAGGGGGACGAGCGUCUUCGACAGCGUCUCAGCAAGUCGCUCGAGGGCAACGACACCAUCGUCGACACUGACUGCGUCACGAACACCACACAUCUCCGCCUCAACCUCAUCCAACGGAUUGCCUGCACAAAGACCAAGUACAUCGCCGAGCAUCGCUCGCGCCAACGCCUCGCCCCGGAGGCGCUCUGCGAUCUCGCGUGGAUCCAGGCGCAGCUGCCGUAG